This is a messenger RNA of Drosophila ficusphila, 604 nucleotides long. RefSeq names its product 40S ribosomal protein S12 (gene RpS12). Bases 56 to 475 code for a protein of 139 amino acids. Gene Ontology annotation, biological process: translation. Gene Ontology annotation, molecular function: structural constituent of ribosome. Gene Ontology annotation, cellular component: ribosome; cytosolic small ribosomal subunit. The transcript has 4 exons. The record is from RefSeq and is a predicted model, not a curated record. Lineage: Eukaryota; Metazoa; Arthropoda; Insecta; Diptera; Drosophilidae.
CUGGUCUCUUUCUUUCCGGUUGUCAAAAGUGCAGUGCAUCCUCUACCGCUAAACAAUGGCCGACGUUGAUGUUGAUGUUCCCUCCGCCGCCCCCGUCAUCGAUGGCGCCAUGGACAUUAAUACCGCCCUGCAGGAGGUCCUGAAGAAGUCCCUGAUCGCCGAUGGACUCGUCCAUGGCAUCCACCAGGCCUGCAAGGCCCUGGACAAGCGUCAGGCUGUCCUGUGCAUUCUGGCCGAAUCCUUCGACGAGCCCAACUACAAGAAACUGGUCACCGCCCUGUGCAACGAGCACCAGAUCCCCCUGAUCCGCGUGGACUCGCACAAGAAGCUGGGCGAGUGGUCCGGUCUGUGCAAGAUCGACAAGGAGGGCAAGCCCCGCAAGGUGUGCGGCUGCUCCGUCGUCGUGAUCAAGGAUUUCGGUGAGGAGACACAAGCUUUGGACGUGGUUAAGGACCAUCUCAGGCAGAACAGCUAAACUGUAUUGCUGUCCCCUGUCUGCUGAAUGAGAGACUACGUGAAAGUUUUUUUUAAGCUUAUUGCUAAUUGAAAAUAAAACGUAAAUCACCUGAAUUCAGAUGAAAAUAAAAGAAAGUUGACCUUUUUA